Molecule: messenger RNA, 3144 nt
Organism: Rotaria socialis
Lineage: Eukaryota; Metazoa; Rotifera; Eurotatoria; Philodinida; Philodinidae
Source: the annotation of a GenBank genome assembly
AUGAUGGCCUCUAAAGAUGAUGAAGGACGACCAUUAACGAAUCUUUAUGGUGAAAAUUAUAUUACUGAAACAGCGAAAAAAAAGUCUACAUCAUCGAAAAUCUCGAAAAAAAAAGCUAAAGCAGAAAAAAAAGAAGCUGAUAUAGAUGAUCUUAAAAAAGAAUUAGAUAUUGAUGAUCACAGAUUAAGUUUAGAAGAGCUUCUUCAACGAUAUGAAACAGAUCCUCAAUUUGGAUUAACAGAUGCAAAAAUAAAAGAAUUUCUGAAUCGUGAUGGUCCAAAUGCAUUAACUCCACCUAAAACAACACCUGAAUGGAUGAAAUUCUGCAAGCAGAUGUUCGGUGGUUUUGCUUUACUUCUCUGGAUAGGUGCGAUUCUUUGUUUUAUUGCACACAGUAUUACCGUGGCUACACAUCAUGGUGAAGCACCUAAUGAUAAUUUAUGGCUUGGUGUUGCGUUAACUAUUGUAGUUAUUGUUACUGGCUGUUUUUCUUAUUAUCAAGAAGCUAAAAGUUCAAGAAUCAUGGAUUCAUUCAAAAAUCUUGUUCCUCUACAAGCGAUUGUUAUUCGAAAUGGCGAAAGAAAAAAUGUGAAAUCCGAAGAUUUAGUUGUCGGUGAUAUUGUUGAUAUCAAAUUUGGUGAUAGAGUACCAGCCGAUAUAAGAAUAUUAGAAGCUCAUGGAUUUAAAGUAGAUAACUCUUCGCUAACUGGAGAAUCUGAACCUCAAAUUCGUACAAAAGAAAUGACGCAUGAAAAUCCAUUAGAAACAAAAAAUUUAGCUUUUUUAAGUACAUUUGCUGUUGAAGGUACAGCUAAAGGCGUUGUCAUUCGUACAGGUGAUCGUUCUGCUAUGGGUAGAAUUGCUAAUUUGGCAUCGGGAUUAUCAUCAGGUGAAACUCCCAUAGCGAAAGAAAUUGCUCAUUUUAUUCAUAUUAUAACGGGUGUUGCUGUUUUUCUUGGCGUUUCCUUUUUUUUCAUUGGAAUUGUUCUUGGAUAUUCAAUAAUUGAUGCUGUUAUCUUCUUAAUCGGAAUUAUUGUUGCAAAUGUACCGGAAGGACUUUUAGCUACUGUUACCGCGUGUCUUGCGUUAACAGCUAAAAGAAUGGCAAAAAAAAACUGUUUAGUCAAAAAUUUAGAAGCUGUAGAAACACUUGGAUCAACAUCAACUAUUUGUUCAGACAAAACAGGCACACUGACACAAAAUCGAAUGACUGUGGCUCAUAUGUGGUUUGAUAGAAGAAUAGUUGAAGCUGAUACAAGUGAAUAUCAACAAAAUGUAACAUACGAUAGAUAUUCAACUGGUUGGUUAGCUUUAUCUCGUUGUGCAAUGUUAUGUAAUCGAGCUGACUUUAAACAAGAUCCAGAAAAUUUAUCAAAAUCAGUUUUAGAACGUGAAUGUAAUGGUGAUGCAUCUGAAUCAGCUUUACUUAAAUGUGUUGAAUUAUCAAUAGGUAAUGUAAUUAAAUUUCGUGAAUCAAAUCGUAAAGUUUUUGAAAUUCCAUUUAAUUCUACAAAUAAAUAUCAAUUGUCAAUACAUGAAAUGUGUAGUCGAAAUGAUACGGAAAAUGCUCGCCUUUAUUAUUUAAUGGUGAUGAAAGGUGCACCAGAAGCAAUUCUUGAAAAAUGUUCAACUAUUUUUAUUGAUGGAAAAGAUAUUCAAAUCAACGAUUUUUGGCGAAAUGCAUUUCAAAAUGCAUACAUGGAAUUAGGAAGUUUAGGCGAACGUGUUAUAGGCUUUUGUGAUUUACGUUUACCAACUAAUAAGUAUCCCAAAGGUUAUCAAUUUGAUGCUGAAACAAUGAAUUUUCCUCUUGAAAAUCUUCGUUUUCUUGGUCUUAUGUCAAUGAUUGAUCCACCAAGAGCAGCGGUUCCCGAAGCUGUUGCAAAGUGCCGUUCAGCUGGAAUAAAAGUAAUAAUGAUAACAGGUGAUCAUCCAAUAACAGCAAAAGCGAUUGCACGUGCCGUUGGAAUAAUAUCUGAAGAAUCUGAAACAGUUGAAGAUAUAGCUCAAAGAUUAGGUGUGCCAAUAGACUAUGUUGAUCCACGUGAUGCUCAAGCUUGUGUUGUUCAUGGAGAUGAUUUAAAAGAUAUGACUUCAGCACAAUUAGAUGGUAUUUUGAAAACUCAUUCAGAAAUCGUUUUUGCAAGAACAUCACCACAACAAAAACUUAUUAUUGUUGAAGGAUGUCAAAGACAAGGUGCAAUUGUUGCUGUAACUGGAGAUGGAGUCAAUGAUUCACCUGCAUUGAAAAAAGCUGAUAUUGGAGUAGCUAUGGGUAUCGCUGGUUCCGAUGUGAGCAAACAAGCUGCAGAUAUGAUAUUAUUGGAUGAUAACUUUGCUUCGAUUGUAACAGGUGUUGAAGAAGGUCGUUUAAUAUUUGAUAAUUUAAAAAAAUCGAUAGCAUAUACAUUAACAUCAAAUAUUCCAGAAAUAACUCCAUUUUUAAUUUAUUUAACAACUGAUACUCCAUUAGCAUUAGGGACAAUAACAAUAUUGUGUAUCGAUUUGGGUACAGAUAUGAUUCCAGCUAUAUCAUUAGCGUAUGAAAAGGGUGAAACUGAUAUUAUGAAACGACGACCAAGAGAUCCUCAACAUGAUCGACUUGUUAAUCAACGUCUUAUAUCAAUGGCCUAUGGACAAAUUGGGCUUAUUCAAGCUGGCGCUGGGUUUUUUUCUUAUCUGGUUAUAAUGGCUGAAAAUGGAUUUUUACCAUCACGUCUUUUGGGUCUAAGAAAAUCAUGGGAAUCAAGUGAGAUAAAUGAUUUACAAGAUUCAUAUGGACAAGAAUGGACAUUUGAACAAAGAAAACAACUUGAAUAUACAUGUCACACAGCUUUUUUUGUUACCAUUGUUAUUUGUCAAUGGGCUGUAUUAAUUGUUUGUAAAACACGAAGAAAUUCAAUUUUUCAGCAAGGAAUGAACAACUGGAUGUUAAAUUUUGGUUUGGUCUUUGAAACUGUUUUAGCUGCAAUUAUUUCUUACACACCUUACUUAGAUACAGCCCUUAAUACAUAUCCACUGAAAUUUCUUUGGUGGCUUACACCAAUUCCUUAUUUUUUCUUAAUUUUAAUUUAUGACGAAGUUCGUAAAUAUAUUAUUCGACAAGCUCCAGGUGGUUGGGUUGAAAGAGAAACUUAUUAUUAG